Messenger RNA from Macrosteles quadrilineatus (aster leafhopper), 1682 nucleotides. RefSeq names its product extended synaptotagmin-2-like. The coding region runs from base 36 to 1682 and encodes 548 amino acids. The transcript has a single exon. Gene Ontology annotation, molecular function: lipid binding. The record is from RefSeq and is a predicted model, not a curated record. NCBI's taxonomy places the organism in Eukaryota, Metazoa, Arthropoda, Insecta, Hemiptera, Cicadellidae.
UAUAAUUAUGAUAAAAUGGGUUAAACACAAUCACCAUGGUUGGCGAAGAUAGCAAACGUCAAGUAUUUGAAGAAAGACUACAUAGGAUAGUUUCAAAAACUCACAGCAUUUCCGCCUUUUUACAAUGGUAUGGGUUGGACAUAUACUUGUAUGGUUGGAUUUUCAUGCUUGGUCAUCGUAAGGUGGGAUUCCACUUCAGCACUGUUUGUGCUCCAAUACUUGGACUUGUGAUGAGUGACAUACUGUGGCACAAGAGAGAGCAAGCGAGGCUUGAAGAGGUUGCGCAAAUAUUGAGGGAUGAAGAUAGUUAUUUGGUUCUGUCUAAUGUGAAUCGACUUCUACCAUGGCUACGUCAUCCAGAUAUCGAAUACUGUAGUUGGUUGAACAAGUUGAUCUACGACACGUGGCCCUAUGUCUGUGCGAAUGUAGAACACCGAAUAAAAAAGAACAACUUUAAGCGGUUAAAAAUCUCUAAAGCACAUUUGGGUGAAGUUCCACCCAUGAUAACCGGCGUUAAAGUACACGAUAAGGAGAUCAACACUGACCAAUUGACUAUUGAUGUAUAUUUGUAUUUCUCUGGAGACUGCGAGUUCAGUUUCUCAGUUGCUUCUUUGUCAUUGGGUAUCAGGAACUUUCAGGUCAGAGGUUCAGCUAGAAUGGUGCUUUUCCUCAUGGAUACACCGCCUUUCAUAAGAGGUGUUCAGUUCUGUUUCCUUGAUCAACCUGAAGUAGAUUUCACUCUAACGGGUGUUGGAAGUCUAGGUCUGAUUGAAGAAACAGUUAAGAGUUUUAUCAAAAAAGAAAUAUCCUUGCGUUUGGUUUUUCCUCGUUCUUACACUUUAGUGUUGAGUGAAAGUGCACAAGAAGGUCUGCAAGAUCCGGGAGGUGUGAUCAGGAUCAACGUGGUCAAAGCGAAGGGCUUGGAAAACAAAGACGUGUCGUUCCCUUUCUCAAAGAACCUGUCAGAUCCUUUUGCAGAAGUAAAAUAUGGGUCGAAGGUUUGUUGGUCUGAGGUUAUAGAAAAUAGUAGUAACCCUCAAUGGGACUUUUGGUGCGAAUUUGCAAAAGACGAUAACGAAGAAGUUCACUUCAGAUUGAUGGAUAAGGACGUAAAUUCAAACGAUUUGAUCGGUUCUUGCUCCUUAAGUGUGGCUGAAAUUAAAAACAAAGGAGUAAUAGACUCUUGGUUUAGGCUGAGUGGAAGUAAAGGAUCGAUUUACAUUCGGGCUUUCUUCCUAAAGUUAUCAUCUGACGUCAGUAAGGUGGCGUUUCCACCUCCAAAACUGUAUUUUCUUUCAUCUUUUUUAUUGGUAGUCCGAGUUAAAUGUGCCUACAAUCUUCUGUUACCGAGAAGUUUUAAGAACCCCAGUCCCAAGGUACAACUCACUGUGGGAAAUGACGAUCAAGAAAAAGAAACUGAAGUUGUUAAAAACACAGCCAAUCCAGUAUUUGACCAGACGUUUCAGUUUUUUGUAAAUAACAUAGAUUUCGACAGAUUAAAAAUGCGAGUUGUUGAUGAAGAUGGCAAGACAACGAUUGGUUCUUUUACUUAUAGUUUGAGAAAACUUCUCGAUUGUGAUUUGGAAAUCUUGAAUCAUCAGUUUCCUCUUCAAGAAUCUGCAUCGGAUUCUACUUUAGUUGUAUCAAUGAGACUAAGAAUUAUAAAAAAUGUUUUUAUUUAA